This is a messenger RNA of Sinocyclocheilus anshuiensis, 1259 nucleotides long. Its product is annotated as junctional adhesion molecule B-like. The coding region runs from base 123 to 887 and encodes 254 amino acids. The record is from RefSeq and is a predicted model, not a curated record. Gene Ontology annotation, cellular component: tight junction; plasma membrane; cell surface. Gene Ontology annotation, biological process: leukocyte cell-cell adhesion. Lineage: Eukaryota; Metazoa; Chordata; Actinopteri; Cypriniformes; Cyprinidae. The transcript has 10 exons.
AUCGCUGCAGCCGGAAGCUGCACAAGCAUGUCGCUGAUCUUCUCUGUUAGCAGCUUUAUUUAGCUCCGUUUCCUCUAUACUUUAUGUGUAUCUGUUUAUAUCGCGGAUGAUAUUUUUGUGUGAUGCUUAUGGCUGUCUGUCAGAUGCUUCAGCGCCGCGCAGCCGUUGUCCCCGUCACCGUCACCAGCCGCAGUCCUGGAGUGGAAGUGCAUGAGUUCUCGGACGCUGAGCUCUCCUGUGAGUUCAGGACAGAAAACGACAAGAAUCCUCGCAUCGAGUGGAAGAAGAUCGACAAGGAUGUGUCCUUCGUUUAUUAUGACGGCCGUUUUGUAGUGCCUCCGCACACGCCGUCAUGUGACGUGCCCAGCUCGGCUCUGACGGGCUCUCUGGUGCAGCUGCGCUGUAGGGACCGUCACAGCAUCCCAGCCGCCAUCUACACCUGGUUCAAAGACAACCGCGCUCUGCCCAUCCAACUACCCAACGCCACAUACACCAUCGACGAGAAGACCGGCGUACUGACGUUCCAGAAGGUCAGCAGAGCCGAUGCGGGUCAAUAUUACUGUGAGGCCAGAAACGGGGUGGGACCCGGAAAGAGCUGCUCGGGGACACGCAUGCAGAUUGAUGAUUUGAACGAGGCGGCGCUGAUCUCUGGAGUGCUGCUUCUGGCUCUGCUGCUGUUUCUCUGUGCGUUCGGAGGGUUUUACGCUCAUCGGCACGGACUCUUCAGCCGACACAGAGGAAGGUCGUUCUGGAUCCCGCAGUGUCACGGCGCCGCUCACAUUAGCAGCCAGAACCUCCACAGAACCGAACACAUUCAAAAUUCAGGCUACAGUCAUCCUCCCAAAGAACCUCAGGAUUUCAAGCACACUCAGUCGUUCAUGCUGUGAUGGGAAAAGCACAGACGGAUGGAUGGAUGGGGAUUGUUGAGACACUGGAAGAAACAGCUGGAAAAACUCAACAUUCAGUCUCUGCUGCAAUAAUGCUCCUCUGAUGGUCUCCUGGAGCCUUAAACCAGUCGAUGACCUUUGACACGCCGUGCCUUUAUUUCAACUCAAUCAUGUGUGUAUCUACCGAGUGUGGAAUGGGCUGAAUUAUUGUACAUUUUAUCAGUAUUUGUGUUUUUGUUUUGGAAUAAAAAUAUCUGCUUUUUGUCUGAUUGUAUCUGAAUUGGAACAUUUAUUUAUUUAGCUGCUGCACGGUGAGCAGAAAUGAGAUUUCAUGCUGAAUGACAAAAUUAUGAGACCGAAAAAGUACAGUUA